Messenger RNA from Paramecium pentaurelia, 1446 nucleotides. The record is from the annotation of a GenBank genome assembly. NCBI's taxonomy places the organism in Eukaryota, Ciliophora, Oligohymenophorea, Peniculida, Parameciidae.
AUGAUUCAUGGUCCCAAUUCUUAAUUUUCUGGCGCUUUCACUAUAGGCAAAAGAUAUGAAUGUAAUUUAUCCUCUAAUCUUAGGUGCCAUAUACUAAGACAAUCCAAAUCCUGGGUAUAAUAUCUAUUAACAUAAGACCCAAUCAUUAUUCAGUCAAUCCCAUAGACAAGCCUUUGGGAUAUAAAUUUACAAAAUCUAAACGGAAACCACUCUAUUAAGCUACUGCAGCUCCAGAUCCUGGAACUUAUGAGAAUAAAAUUAAGGUAAUUUUUAGUAUAACUUAUUAGGCAAUCUUACCUCAUACUUCUUCAGUCACAUUCACUAAAGCAAAAGAGACUUCUCCUAGAGAGACUGAGAUAGGUCCAGGAUCAUAUAAUUUGGCUGAUUAAAAAAAAGCACCUGCAUUUACUUUUUAAAGUAGAUUUGAUUCUAUUGGAAAUGAGAUUAUGAAAACUCCAGGUCCUGGAAAUUAUGAAAUGGAGCAUAUACAUACUUAGAAGCCUAAAAAUAAAGGGUUUUCUACUAGUUAAAGAACUAAUAUGCUAUUAUCUAAUCAUCCAGGACCAGGUUCUUAUGAAAUAGAAAAGCCUUAGUUUUUAACAAAUAUUAAGUAUAGUUUUGAUUCAAAAAGAUUUCCAAAAUCAUAACGUAACAUGAAUUGGAGUCAAAAUGGACCAGGUCCAGGAGCAUUUGAUCUAAAUCUACCUAAACAUUAGGGUUUUACUUUUGGAAGCAAAACAAAUUAAUCAAUUGAUAGAUCAAAUGUUCCAGGACCAGGUAGUUAUGAUGCAGAUGUUGUAGAGACAAAAUUUAAAAGAAUAAAAGGAGCAAAGUAUGUUAAAUUUUAAUCGAAGAAUAGGAAAAUCUGAAAGAGGUAGUUUAAAUUUCUAAAAGAUUGGUCCAUCUCCACUUGAUUAUGAUGUAACUAAUUAUAAGUAUCCAACUAGACAUGCAAGGUUUAUAUGAAUAUAUUAAUAAUUUUUUAGUUUCAAUAAAGCAAUUAGACCAUCAAUGAUAUCUACAGAACGAACACCAGGACCUGGGUAAUAUGAUUUAGAUUUUAAAUUAAAAAAGAAUGGCCCUAUAAUCCCAAAAGCUUCUAAAGAUUAAAUUAAUUUAGAAAAUUUACCAGUUAUGAAUUAUAUUGAUAGUAGGGACCUGGAAGGUAUAAUCCCAAUGAUUCAAUGACUUCUAACAAAGGACCAAGUUAUCAUAUGGCAAAGAAAUAUGAUAAAGCUGAAGAAUCAAGUAUGAUAGGACCUGGGAGAUAUAACAUUCCUAGAGAUAUUAAUGAUGGACCCAAAUACACAUUUCCGACUCUCGAAAAGAGUAUGGAGAAAAAGUCAAUAGAUUUAAAUCAGUAAGAUUCAAAUUUAAAAUAGAUCACAUUGUUAUGAAAUUAAGUAAACCAUUGGAUAUAUACCUUAAUAUAUUCUUCAUAAUUGA